AUGGACGUUAAUAAUGUUUCUUCGUUAUAUGCUGCUACUCAGGGCGUGCCUUUGAUUCUAGCACCACAAUUUUCAUCACUAAAACCGAUUAGUCUUCCGCACGAUUUUGAUCUGUUCGGCGAUUUACCACCAAUGCCGCAACCAUGUGAUUUUGAAUUAGAAAGAUCCGUGAUCAGCCAACUAGAGCGAGAACGACAAGCGGCCACACUAAAGCUCGCAACACGCGCUGAAAAGAUUCGCACGCUACAUGAGGAACGCAUUCGAAAACAAAAAGCAGAGGCACGGAAAAUCGCCCCGGGGUUUUUGGAUACAGAUCGUAGAAUCUUAACUCCAGAACCGGAGAAAUUAUCAGCAGUUGCAACAAAUACAACAAAUCCUUGGGAUCUUUCAAGCACAAUAGAAGAUGAUUUAAAUGAAACUAUGGGUGCUCCGUUUAAUGUAGUAGAAAAUCUUAAUCCAACAAAUGGAUUAAAACAACAUCAUGUUCAAACUCAUCAUAACAUUCAUCAACAAAUCAUCCAACACACAGUAACAUCCCCAAUCAAUGAUCCUAUCCUCGAAAUACGUCAAAGUCAUCAACAACAAGAAGCAUCGCAACCUCUACUUCACCAAGGAGGUUAUCCGACCACUUCUAAUUAUAAUCCACAGAAUACAACAACAACCAAUUCUCCGUUUCCAAUAACAAGCAAUAACGCUCUAAGAACGAUGAGCAGCCCAUCGAGUCCCAGUUCAUCAUUACAAUUAUAUUCACCUGCACAGUAUCUAACAACGUCUAUUACACCCACAACAACAGGAACAGGUUCUUUUUCUCGAGGUCGAAGUGCUUCUUAUACAGCCGUAAUACCACCAAAUAGACCACCCAAAGAAGAACUUCCUAGGUCAAGGUCUACUACACCUUCUCCCAGUCGCAUUUCUACUGCCAGUCCAGAGAUUAACAAGGAUUCGGAAGUUCUUAAGCAGCUUGUAAAUAUGGGAUUCUCGAGAGAACAAGCUAUUGAUGCUUUGGAAAAAUAUGAUAAUGACUUAGUAAAAGCUACCAAUUAUUUAUUGGAUAAUUGA
This is a messenger RNA of Ambispora leptoticha, 1059 nucleotides long. Lineage: Eukaryota; Fungi; Glomeromycota; Glomeromycetes; Archaeosporales; Ambisporaceae. The record is from the annotation of a GenBank genome assembly.